CCCACGUAGGGGGCACCACGUGUCCGCAGCGCCAUGGCGUCGGUGCCCAAGAGGCCCAAGGUGCCGCGGCGGCGGGGUGGGAGGGACACGGGACACCCCGAUCCGGGCUCGGGGCUCCGGGGGCACCCCCGCUUCACCCCGGCUUCUCACCCGCAGGCGGCUGCCGGAGGCAGCGCCCGGGGACAGCGCAGCGCCGAUCCGCUCUCCGGCUUCCUGGCGUGGUGCGGGCGGGCCGGCGUGCAGCUCAGCCCCAAGGUGCGCCUGAGCCGGGCGGGCGCGGUGGCGGGGUACGGGAUGCUGGCGGCGGCCGAGCUGCAGGCCGGGGAGGUGCUGUGCAGCGUCCCGCGCGCCGCGCUGCUCUCCCAGCACACCAGCGCCAUCCGCGGGCUGCUGCGCGACGCCCAGGAGUCCCUGCAGAGCCAGUCAGGCUGGGUGCCGCUCCUGCUGGCCCUGCUGCACGAGUACACAGCCAGCAGCUCUCCCUGGCAGCCGUACUUCUCCCUCUGGCAGGACUUCAGGAGCCUGGAUCACCCCAUGUUCUGGCCUGAAGAAGAGCGAACAAGACUCCUGCAGGGCACAGGCAUCCCAGAAGCUGUGGACAAGGACCUGGCUAACAUCCACCUGGAGUACAGCUCCAUCAUCCUGCCCUUCAUGAAGGCCCACCCGAAAAUCUUUGACCCCAAGCUGCACACGCUGGAGCUGUACAAGGAGCUGGUGGCUUUUGUCAUGGCCUACAGCUUUCAGGAACCUUUGGAAGAGGAAGAUGAGGAUGAGAAGGGGCCCAACCCUCCGAUGAUGGUGCCUGUAGCAGAUAUUUUGAACCAUGUGGCCAACCACAACGCCAACCUGGAAUACUCUCCCCAAUGUUUACGAAUGGUUACCACACAGCCCAUCAGCAAAGGACAAGAGAUCUUCAACACGUACGGGCAGAUGGCCAACUGGCAGCUCCUGCACAUGUAUGGCUUCGCAGAGCCGUACCCUGGCAACAGCAACGACACAGCUGACAUCCAGAUGGUGACAGUUCGCAAGGCAGCACUGCAGCGUGCCAGCAGCGAGGCACAGCAGCAGCUGGUCGCAGAGCAGUGGGACUUCUUGUGCCAGCUGGAGAUGGUGGGGGAGGAAGGUGCCUUUGUACUCGGCUGGGAUGAGGUGCUGACAGAGGAAGAGCUGUCCACAACCCUGAAGGUGCUGUGCAUGUCAGAAGAAGAAUUUAAGGAGUAUAAGGAACAAGACGGCUGGGAGGACAACAGUGAGGAAGAAGAAAACUCUACCCUUUCAAACGAGGCUCUCUCCAGACUUAAAACCCCUUGCAAGAAGCUCCUUUAUGACAGCGUGUUGCUGACCCUGGAGUCCUACGGGUCAGACUUGAAAGCAGAGCAGGACUUGCUAAAUAACAAAGAGGCUUAUGAGAAACUGAGUCGAAGGGAGCAGCAAGCGUUGCAUGUGCGCUAUGGACAGAAAAGGAUCUUGCAUCAGCUGCUAGAGCUGGUACACUAGAAACCUCGCUGCCCCUGGAAACAAACUGCCUGGAACUGUGCUUGGGAAAGGAAGGCCAGCCUUGGGCAGUCUCCUCCGCAGCUCUGAGAGCAGAUGGUGAGAUUGAAUAUAGGCCCACUUGUCCCUCCUACGGCAUCUGGCUUUUCAGCUACCUCUACAUAAACAAAAGUAUCUUCCACCGCACAGAAGUGGUUUGGGGUGGCCUUAUCUUACAAUGAGCACUCUGGAGCACAACUACCGCCUUCUUCUAGACAACUUAAGAAAACCCAGGCCUCCGCAGGGCUGUUUUAGGAACACAGACAUAUGUUAUCAGAACAGCAAGUGGGUUCCCUCAUUUAGCAUCAGAAAUGUCAGGCAAGAACUGCUCCUUAAUCAGAUGAAGAGGGCAGAAAUGCAGCUGGUGGCUCUCACCUUACAGAGGUGCAGAGUAAACACCUGGCAGGCAGAGAUGCUGACAGUAUAGGUGAAGAGUUCAGUGCUGAGUUAAUACUGCGCAUUUGAAAGAGUACAAGCCCAUCCAUCUGGGUUUCAUGGAGGCUCGGUAGAGCAAGGUAUUUCCUUUUCCCUCUCUAAAAGGCAGUUCUGUAUGGGCUCGAGUACUCUUUAACAGAGCAUGUCACAGUUCUGCAGCUGUUGUAGGCCAAGCAUUUGAUACACGUGCUUCAGUGGAUACAGUUCUCCCCUGAGCUCAGGCACUGCUCUGCAUCGUGUUUAUAUUACCGUUUUUCCCCUCAGCAGUUUUUGCGUGACAGAACACUGGAGGUUUGCAGGCCAAGCUAUAUUUAAUAAAGAUAAUGUUUCUUACCCAGCCAA
Falco peregrinus (peregrine falcon) is the source of this 2310-nucleotide messenger RNA. RefSeq names its product SET domain containing 6, protein lysine methyltransferase (gene SETD6). Gene Ontology annotation, biological process: peptidyl-lysine monomethylation. Gene Ontology annotation, cellular component: nucleus. Bases 34 to 1497 code for a protein of 487 amino acids. Lineage: Eukaryota; Metazoa; Chordata; Aves; Falconiformes; Falconidae. The transcript is spliced from 8 exons. Gene Ontology annotation, molecular function: protein binding; protein-lysine N-methyltransferase activity. The record is from RefSeq and is a predicted model, not a curated record.